Molecule: messenger RNA, 5273 nt
Organism: Trichosurus vulpecula (common brushtail)
Lineage: Eukaryota; Metazoa; Chordata; Mammalia; Diprotodontia; Phalangeridae
Gene: PELI2
Product: pellino E3 ubiquitin protein ligase family member 2
Exons: 6
Coding region: 176-1438 (420 amino acids)
Biological process (GO): regulation of Toll signaling pathway; protein polyubiquitination
Molecular function (GO): protein binding; ubiquitin protein ligase activity
Source: RefSeq, a predicted model, not a curated record
CCUCGCCGCCGUCCCUUUCCCCAGCUCCCUGGCUCCUUUCUCCGUAUGGGAUUGUAGCCGCGGCGCGGACCCGGCGGGGAUCGCGGAGGAAGCGGCGGCGCCUGGGGGGCCGGAGCCGCUGGAGCCCGCGGAGGACGAGGACCAGGAGGACGAGGAGAGAGCCGAUCGCGGCUCCAUGUUCGCCCCCGGUCCGGAGGAGCCCUGCGCCCCCAGCAAAGAACCGCGCAAAUACGGAGAGCUCGUGGUGCUGGGGUACAAUGGUGCACUUCCUAAUGGAGACCGAGGACGUAGGAAAAGCAGGUUUGCUCUUUACAAACGUUCAAAGGCUAAUGGAGUCAAGCCAAGCACUGUUCAUGUAAUAUCAACACCUCAGGCAUCCAAGGUGAUCAGCUGUAAAGGUCAACACAGUAUCUCUUACACUUUAUCGAGGAAUCAGACAGUAGUGGUGGAAUACACACAUGAUGAAGAUACUGAUAUGUUUCAGGUGGGAAGAUCAACAGAGAGCCCAAUAGACUUCGUGGUAACAGACACAAUUUCUGGCAGUCAAAAUAGUGAUGAAACCCAGAUCACACAAAGUACCAUAUCCAGGUUUGCCUGUAGGAUUGUCUGUGAUAGGAACGCACCGUAUACAGCACGGAUUUUUGCAGCAGGAUUUGAUUCUUCCAAAAACAUCUUUCUUGGAGAAAAGGCAGCAAAAUGGAAGAAUCCUGAUGGACACAUGGAUGGACUAACUACAAACGGUGUUCUAGUAAUGCAUCCCAAAGGAGGAUUCACAGAAGAGUCCAAACCAGGAGUAUGGCGUGAAAUUUCAGUUUGUGGAGAUGUGUAUACACUGCGAGAAACAAGAUCAGCGCAGCAGAGGGGAAAGCUAGUUGAAAAUGAGACCAACGUCCUACAAGAUGGUUCCCUCAUUGAUCUGUGUGGCGCAACCCUUCUGUGGAGAACAGCCGAUGGUCUCUUUCACACUCCAACUCAAAAGCACAUCGAAGCUCUUCGACAAGAGAUCAAUGCCGCCCGACCACAGUGCCCUGUUGGACUGAACACGUUGGCCUUUCCCAGCAUCAACCAGAAGGAUGUGGUGGAAGAGAAGCAGCCGUGGGCAUACCUCAGCUGUGGUCACGUGCAUGGCUAUCACAACUGGGGACACCGAAGUGAUACUGAAGCCAACGAGAGGGAGUGCCCCAUGUGCAGAACCGUUGGGCCAUACGUGCCCCUGUGGCUGGGCUGUGAGGCCGGAUUCUAUGUUGAUGCUGGACCCCCGACUCAUGCCUUCACCCCUUGUGGACACGUGUGUUCUGAGAAGUCUGCAAAGUACUGGUCCCUGAUCCCUUUGCCUCAUGGCACGCACGCGUUCCAUGCCGCCUGCCCUUUCUGUGCCACGCAGCUCGUUGGGGAGCAGAACUUUGUGAAAUUAAUUUUCCAAGGUCCAGUUGACUGAGGCUAUCUACAAUAAUAUCACUAACAAGUUACUGUGAAGAUUUUGCCACUAAUGUAGACUUUACUUUUUUAUAUAGUGUGUUACAGGGGUUGAGCGGGAGUGCUGAUAGAUUGGGAGAGGUGGGGUCACAGUAGUGACAGACACCUGGAAGUGACAAAAAUCGGUGAUGUUGCAUUGGUAACAGCUGCAUAGUCAUCAAAGCUUGUUUGAUAAGUGUCUUUGCUGUAUGUGUUUGUGGUUGAAUUUUAAAAUAUCAUAUUUUAUUUUAAUCUUGGGUUUUUUAACAAAAUUUUUUUUCUUGUAAACUUUGACAAAUCUCGAAAUAAUGCUUUUUUUCACUAUUAGGAGUUUAACCAGAAGGUUUUGGUUUUAUUUUUAACUAUUAAUUUGCAGCCUCAGUCUUUAGGAUGCUAGAAUUGGAGCUGUAAGGGACCAUAGAGGCCAUCUAGUCCAACUUGCUUACUUCACAGAGGAGAAAACUGAGGCACAAAGUAAGCAUCUUGUCCACCCCAAAUGGGUAGUUAGUGACAGAGCAAAACUUGAACUCAGGGCCUCAAGACUCCCAAAGCCCGUGACCCUCUUUCCGCAGUACUGUUCUGCUUCGUCUUCAAGAUGUUAACUCGAGCUGUGAAUAGCAUGUGGAAAUGUUUGGCAUCCACAAGAUGGUUAUUUAUCUACGUCAGAGUGGCCUGAGCUAGAUUAAAAUGUAAUUGGAAAAUAUUUAACAAAAUAAAUAAAAACACAGUAGAAGGUCGAUAAUACCUAUGGUUUUCCAAGUCAGGCCUGCAGGGAUUAUGUAUGGUUUAUUGUCCCCUGUUUCUAUUUGAGUUUGACACAAAUGAUCUACAUGAUGUUCCAAAAUGAAAAUGUGACAUUAAGCAAUUAACAAGAGAAUUGUUUUGAUAUUGGAAACUUUGUGACCUAUUUUUUAUCAUAUGAAGUUGAGAAAGAAGAUUCAGAUGUUGUAAUGGCUUUUUAAAUUUGGUUAUCAAAUGUUAAUUGCUUUAUGCACAUUUGUAGAAUAACUUUUGACAUUAUAAACAAAGAAUUCUCCAUAACUUUUUGGUUUGAAUUUUACAUCCUGUCCUUGCUAUGCACCUUGCAUAUGUAGGACUAUAUGAUUGAUUAAAAUGUAGCAUCUCUCAAAAUUCAUUAGCUCGGCAUUAUUGCAGCUGGAGAGAUUGUUUGGGUACCAUAAUAGUAAAUUUAUGUGUAUACCGAAUCAUUUAUUGAGUCUAAAAAGUGAUUGCACAUUAGUUUUUUUUAAAGCUUAUUUGGAUGUUUUUUGGACUUGGAUAUAUCCAACAUUCUAUGAACGGAGAGCUCACCUCAUACCGUAAUGAAACAGUAGAUUUUGUUCACUCUACUUCACACCAUCUGGCACCUUCUGUUGCAGCUUGAGGAACACUGUAAGUUUUGAAAAUGUUUGCAAAUCAAACUAAAUUUAAAUGUGAUCAUUAGAUAUACACAACACCCAAUGGUGCUUCUGCAGAGAUAAUUUGAAAUGUGUGAUUUUAAGACAGAAAAUAAGUGUUUGCUGAGGAAUAAUUAAAUUCGAAUUUCUUAGGAGCUCCAACAUCCCAUUCAGUUGGCUUUAUUUAAUUCUGAAUAAUAAUUCUGUGAUACCUCUGUUAACAAGUAUAGAGACUAUCAGUCUAUCCAGGAUGAAAAUGUUCAUUUGGGAGAAUAUUAAUAGCUAUCUGAAAAGAAAUAAAAAUCUACUGAAUGAACAAUAUUUUAAUCUGUAACUUCUGCUAAAUUGACCAUUGGAGCUUUUUAUGCUACACAUGAGACCUUUGUAUAGACAUAUAAUUUAUAUAACUUUAAUAUAUUGUAUAUAUAUAUAUAUAUAUAUAUCUAUAAAUACAUACUUGAUUGGCCUGUUGAUAUUUUGGCUGUAAAUUGUUUUAUAAUUAAUCUGUAAGCCUAGCAUUUUUAAUUCCCUUUACUCAUGGGUGAUGAGAUGUGUUGGUUUUGUUUGCUGCUGUUUUUAAUAUUCAUAUUAUAUAAAAUGUCAGCCUGUCAAUUUAAAAUUGUCUCACUUUUCCAUAUACUUUGUGGUUUGGGGUGGAGAGUUUAGCUUCAAAACACCACAGACUCCUCCCAUGGCAUUCUUCUCAGUGAUCCCUUUCUGUACAUCUUGCUCAUCUCUGCCUGAAGACUAAGAACAAAUUGGACAUGCCUAAAAUAAUAGCACGAGUGCCUUUUUAUUCAGCAAGAGUCUUCUGUGACCUCUGAUCUGGUUCCAAGUCCUUCUACCAGCAUUGUGGGUCAUUCAGGAUGUUUGCUCAGCCCUUCAUUGGUUCAUGGUUUGGGAAAUGAGGAUAAAUUUACUCUAUUUCUAUUAUAUGAUUAGCAAUAUACAUUCUUCAGCUUAUUAAACAGCAGACUAAAUGACUUACUAGUCAUUCAGCCAGAAGGGGCAGGUUUUUCUUUUCUGAGAGAUGUUUGUCCAGAGAACCCUUAAGAUUAUUAAAAUUUACUGUCACCAGUCCUUAAACCUGAAAAGCAUAGCAGAACCUAGCAGACUCAUGAAACUCCACAGAAAGCAGUUGACUAACCUGAAAAAGCCCCUUACUCUUUUCCAAAGCCUAUCUCAUAAGUAUUAGUUUGAAAUUUAGAGAUUUCAUUCUCUAAGGAUAGGGCUGGGAUGUUAGGUUUACAGAAUUGGGUCACUCUUUGGUCUUUUUUUUUUCUUGCAUUCAGAUGUGCUGCUACCUCUUGCCUUCUCCCUUUUCGGAGCUGCCCUCUACACUUAGAAGCUGAAUGAGGAAGUCCAGAAAAAGAGAAAUAUUUUUGUGCUGAAGUACUUUACUUUCAGUGAUAGAAAUGCUUGCCUUUAUAUUGUUUGAUGUUUAGUUUUCUCAUUUUUUUAAAAAAAUAACUUGGUAAAUGAAAGGAAAUCUUGUUGCCCACUAGCCAAAUAAGAAGAAGAUAAGCUAAGGAAUAGGAUCCAAGAAGCAGCUUGUAUAAAUUCCGAAUGGAAAGAUUUAUUCUAUCUUCACCUGCAGUCAGAGAAGAGAGAAAGAUUACUGUCUAAUACCUCUUCCUGAGAAGUCACAGAAAGAGCCUCCUAGACACAGCCCUGAUUUAUAUAGUGAUUCCCUCUGAUAAAGAGGAUGGUACAUAGAAUUUCAAAAGGCAGCAAUGAUGUAUUUCAUAGAAAAUAUUUUUUUCUUCAGUUUUUUAAUCAGUUUAUGAUUGAAAAGAGAUCAAGAGUAGAUGAAGUAUUAGUACUCUGAGUAUGUUUUUAGAGAGAACUUUUAUUAAUCUCUGCUUUCCUUGUAAUGCAUACCACACCUGAACAUUUUCAAUCAUGAAGCAUUGUUAGUGACUAAUGUGCAAGGUACUGUGCUAGAUGUAUAAAGGUAGGAAAAAAUGAAACAAUCCUUGUUCUCAAGGAAUUUGGGCAUAACUUAUUAAAAACAGGACUAAAGGCUCCACCAAGGAGUCAAUGGUAAGCUUUUCAUUCCUUCAACUCUGAUCCAAAAUUGAAAUUUUCGGGUUUCCUAGAGUAGUACAUAUUUAUCAUCAGUUUUAAUUCAUAACUUAUGGUACCACAGUGCCUAUGGAUAACCUCAUAAUAGAGUUGCUUCAUGUAGAAUUUCUGGGGGAAAAGAAAAGAGAAAGCCAUUAAAAAUGCUAGACUCUGUUAAGGGAGACUAAUGAAUUUGGGUGCAAAAAUAGGCCAGCAGUUGGUCAUAAAAAUAAUUACAGCAGGUUUUUUCCCCCCGAAUCCUUAGAGAUACAUAACUUAUUGAAGUUACUUUGUACUAUUAUAAGGGAGCUGGGGAAAUGUUUUUUCUUAAAGCUUAAAGUACUGGGGAGGGGGAUG